AUGGCCGACAUCCUCACCCAGCUACAAACAUGCCUUGACCAGCUUGCAACACAAUUCUACGCCACAAUCGGUUACUUAACAACCUACCACGACAAUUCCCCAGCAAUACCGCCGGACAACCCUACGUCCGCACCCGCCCUCGCCAAGAUCCAGAAAAACUCGACAAACCCGCCUAUCCCCGCCGGUGCAGCCGCAAUACUCAACGCAUCACAAGGUUCUCCAUCCGGCGCCGCAACAGGCGCAGUGACGCCCGGCCCGCCAGCACCUAAUGCAAGUGCUGGAUCUGGAGCCGGCGAAGCAGGAGCAGCACGACAAGAAGAAGGGCUCCCCCCUCGUCCGGACUCACCGCGAACAUUCACGGCGCGACAGCGAGAAUUGGCGCGUGAUUUGGUCAUCAAGGAGCAGCAAAUUGAGUAUUUGAUUUCUGUAUUGCCCGGAAUUGGGUCAUCCGAGGCGGAGCAGGAACGGCGGAUAAGGAAGUUGGAGGAGGAGUUGAGGGCGGUGGAGGAGGAAAGAGAGAAAAGGGUUAGGGAGUUGAGAGUGCUGAGGAGGAGGGUAGAAGAGGUUUUGGGGGCCGUAGAGGGGGGUAUCUAUGGGGGGAGCUCAUACUAG
This is a messenger RNA of Aspergillus nidulans FGSC A4, 612 nucleotides long. RefSeq names its product protein srb7. Bases 1 to 612 code for a protein of 203 amino acids. The record is from RefSeq and is a predicted model, not a curated record. The transcript is spliced from 2 exons. NCBI's taxonomy places the organism in Eukaryota, Fungi, Ascomycota, Eurotiomycetes, Eurotiales, Aspergillaceae. Gene Ontology annotation, cellular component: nucleus; mediator complex.